AUGUCGGGCGGCGGCAGCCGGGAGGAGGAGCGGCGCAAACUCGCCGAUAUCAUCAACCACUGGAACGCGAACCGGCUGGACCUGUUCGAGAUCAGCCCCCCCACCGAGGAUUUGGAGUUUCAUGGGGUAAUGAGAUUUUAUUUUCAAGACAAAGCAGCUGGAAACUUUGCAACAAAAUGUAUUCGUGUUUCUAGCACUGCCACAACACAAGAUGUAAUAGAAACCCUUGCAGAGAAAUUCCGACCAGAUAUGCGAAUGUUGUCAUCUCCUAAAUACUCACUUUAUGAAGUGCACGUCAGUGGAGAAAGAAGAUUAGAUAUAGAUGAGAAGCCUCUUGUUGUACAGUUAAAUUGGAACAAGGAUGACCGAGAGGGGAGGUUUGUUCUCAAGAAUGAAAAUGAUACACUUCCUCCAAAGAAGGCUCAGAGCAAUGGGCCUGAAAAACAAGAAAAAGAGGGAGUGAUCCAGAACUUCAAACGGACUCUAUCAAAGAAAGAAAAAAAAGAAAAGAAGAGGCGAGAGAAAGAGGCAUUGCGGCAAGCAUCAGAUAGAGAUGAUAGACCUUUUCAUGGAGAUGAUAUUGAGAAUUCUCGUCUUGCAGCAGAGGUGUACAAAGAUAUGCCAGAGACCAGCUUCACUCGGACAAUAUCCAAUCCUGAGGUAGUCAUGAAACGACGGCGACAACAGAAACUAGAGAAGAGAAUGCAGGAGUUCCGCAGCUCUGAUGGCCGGCCAGACUCAGGUGGAACCCUGAGGAUUUAUGCAGACAGUUUAAAACCAAAUAUACCAUACAAGACCAUCCUGCUGUCCACUACAGAUACUGCAGACUUUGCAGUUAUUGAAGCACUGGAGAAGUACGGUCUGGAAAAGGAAAAUCCCAAGGAUUACUGUAUUGCUCGGGUUAUGCUUCCUCCUGGUGCUCAACACUCUGAUGAUAAAGGUGCUAAAGAAAUUAUCCUUGAUGAUGAUGAGUGCCCACUUCAAAUAUUCAGGGAAUGGUCUAGUGAUAAAGGAAUACUAGUCUUUCAGUUGAAAAGACGGCCUUCUGACUAUAUCCCAAAGAAAACCAAGAAACAAACUGAUGGAAAGCCAUUAAAGGGGAAGGAAAGAGUUGACGGGUCUGGCUAUGGCUCUUGCCUUCCUCCUGAGAAACUACCCUACCUGGUGGAAUUAAGCCCAGGGAGAAGGAAUCACUUUGCCUACUACAACUAUCACACUUAUGAAGAUGGUUCUGACUCAAGAGAUAAGCCAAAACUCUACCGUCUACAAUUAAGUGUCACUGAAGUUGGAACUGAAAAGUUUGAUGACAAUUCCAUCCAGUUGUUUGGUCCAGGAAUUCAGUCUCAUCACUGUGAUCUCACCAAUAUGGAUGGAGUUGUUACUGUUACACCAAGAAGCAUUGACGCUGAAACUUAUGUAGAAGGUCAGCGUAUUUCAGAGACCACCAUGCUGCAAAGUGGCAUGAAGGUUCAGUUUGGAUCAUCUCAUGUAUUUAAAUUUGUGGAUCCCAGUCAGGACCACAUGAUUCCUAAAAGAACUCUAGAUGCAGGUCUCAUGAUCAAAGGUCCAAGGCACAAAACUGGGGUUGUUCAGGAAACAACAUUUGAUCUGGAGGGAGAUGUUCACAGUGGAACAGCAUUACCAGCGAGCAAGAGCACCAAUAGACUGGAUGGUGACAGAACUUCAUCAGCAUCCAGCACAGCUGAACGAGGAAUGGUGAAGCCAAUGAUUAGAGUGGAACAGCAGCAAGAUUAUCGCAGGCACGACGGCAGACCUCAGGACAUGGUUGGGCCAGAACUGAUAUUACCUGCAAGCAUCGAAUUCAAGGAAAGUUCUGAAGAUGCCUUCUUAUCUGCCAUUAUUAAUUAUACCAACAGCUCGACAGUUCAUUUUAAAUUAUCGCCUACUUAUGUUUUGUACAUGACAUGUCGGUAUGUAUUGUCAAACCAGUACAGACCUGACAUCAGUCCUACUGAGCGUACUCACAAAGUCAUUGCAAUAGUCAACAAGAUGGUGAGCAUGAUGGAAGGAGUUAUACAGGAGGUAGACCAGGUUGAUCAGAAGCAGAAGAAUAUUGCUGGGGCACUUGCCUUUUGGAUGGCAAAUGCGUCUGAAUUGCUCAACUUCAUUAAGCAAGACCGCGACCUUAGCCGAAUUACUUUAGACGCGCAAGAUGUUCUGGCACAUUUGGUUCAAAUGGCUUUCAAAUAUUUAGUUCACUGUCUUCAGUCAGAGCUUAACAAUUACAUGCCAGCAUUCCUUGAUGAUCCAGACGAAAAUAAUCCUCAAAGGCCUAAAAUAGAUGAUGUCUUGCAUACACUAACUGGAGCUAUGUCCCUGUUGCGACGAUGUAGAGUGAAUGCUGCACUGACUAUACAGCUCUUCUCCCAGCUCUUCCACUUUAUCAACAUGUGGCUUUUUAAUAGAUUGGUUACUGACCCAGAUUCAGGAUUGUGUUCUCAUUACUGGGGAGCCAUCAUCCGUCAGCAGUUGGGCCAUAUAGAGGCCUGGGCAGAAAAACAGGGCCUAGAGCUGGCUGCUGAUUGCCACCUAAGCAGGAUAGUGCAGGCAACUACACUACUUACCAUGGAUAAAUACUCACAUGAUGACAUUCCAAAUAUUAACAGUACCUGCUUUAAGUUGAAUUCUCUACAGCUACAGGCAUUACUGCAGAAUUAUCACUGUGCUCCAGAUGAACCAUUUAUCCCAACAGAGUUGAUAGAGAAUGUAGUGGCUGUUGCAGAAAAUACAGCUGAUGAACUAGCUCGUAGUGAUGGCAGAGAAGUCCAGCUAGAAGAGGAUCCUGAUCUACAGCUGCCUUUUCUUUUGCCAGAAGAUGGCUAUUCAUGUGAUGUUGUCAGAAACAUUCCAAGUGGUUUACAAGAAUUUUUAGAUCCACUAUGCCAGAGAGGCUUUUGCAGGCUGACACCUCAUCCACGUUCACCAGGCACUUGGACAAUGUAUUUUGAAGGUGCAGACUAUGAAAGUCACCUGUUACGCGAGAAUGCUGAGCUAGCUCAGCCUUUGAGGAAAGAACCGGAAAUCAUCACAGUAACAUUAAAGAAACAAAAUGGAAUGGGCUUAAGCAUUGUUGCUGCUAAGGGUGCAGGUCAAGAUAAACUUGGAAUCUAUGUCAAGUCUGUGGUAAAAGGAGGUGCUGCCGAUGUGGAUGGUCGGCUAGCUGCAGGGGAUCAGUUGCUCAGCGUGGAUGGUCGAAGUUUAGUGGGUCUGUCCCAAGAAAGGGCAGCAGAGCUCAUGACAAGAACAGGUUCUGUAGUCACCCUAGAAGUAGCAAAACAAGGAGCAAUUUACCAUGGUCUGGCAACCCUGCUUAAUCAGCCAUCCCCAAUGAUGCAAAGAGUUUCGGACCGCCGUGGCUCAGGUAAACCUCGACCAAAGAGUGAAGGUUUUGAGCUGUAUAAUAAUUCUGCUCAAAAUGGGUCACCUGAGAGCCCUCAGCUGCCUUGGACAGAGUAUAAUGAACCAAAGAAGCUGUCAGGGGAUGACAGACUGAUGAAGAAUCGAGCUGAUCACCGCUCCAGUCCCAAUGUAGCAAAUCAGCCACCAAGCCCUGGAGGGAAGAAUGCUUAUGCUGCUGGAGCGACCACCAAGAUAACUUCAGUCUCUACUGGAAAUCUUUGUACAGAGGAGCAGACACUGCCACCAAGACCUGAAGCUUAUCCUAUACCAACACAAACCUAUACCAGAGAAUAUUUCACAUUCCCAGCUUCAAAAUCCCAGGAUCGAAUGGGUCCUGCUCAGAAUCAGUGGCCGAGUUAUGAAGACAAACCACAGAUCCAGGCAGAGAGUAAUCACUCAAUUAGUGCUGCAAUGCAGCGUGCAGCUCAUUCCCAGGAAGAACUUCGAGAUGAUAAAGUUUUCCAACCAGAGAGGAAUCGUCUGGAGGUGGUUAUAAGAAAGGAUGUAGAGUACAUUGAUCGAAAGUCAGACAGUGAUCCAUGGAUGAAUUCAUCUGUGGAUUCCAGCACAUCCAGCCAAGAGCAUCUGAACCACUCCUCCAAAUCUAUUUCCCCGGGUUCUUGUUUAACCAAAAGUGGACCUGGCCGUUGGAAAACUCCAGCUAUCAACCAGCCAACACCAGUGGCAGUUUCCCAACCCAUCAGAACAGACCUUCCUCCACCUCCCCCUCCUCCACCAGUGCACUAUGCAGCUGAUUUUGAUGGACUGCAAAUGGAUUUGCCUUUGCCUCUGCCUCCACCUCCCCCUUCAAACCAGCUAGGAACACUAGCUGCUGCAGAACGUAAAAAAAGAGAGGAGCAUCAGCGGUGGUAUGAAAAGGAAAAAGCGCGUCUAGAGGAAGAGCGAGAGAGGAAGCGUCGUGAGCAGGAAAGGAAAUUGGGCCAGAUGCGUACUCAGCCUAUGGUUCCUCCUGUUUCUGUGCAGCAGGUGAAACCAGAAAAGCCUUCAACAUUGCAGAGGUCCCAGGACACUGUCAUUCGAGAGCUACAGCCCCAACAGCAGCCCCGAACCAUCGAACGUAGAGAUCUGCAGUACAUCACCAUCAGCAAAGAAGAACUGUCCUCCAGUGAUAGCUUGUCUCCUGAUCCCUGGAAACGGGAUGCUAAGGAGAAGCUAGAAAAGCAACAGCAGAUGCACAUUGUGGACAUGCUGAGUAAAGAGAUUCAGGAACUUCAAAACAAGCCCGACCGUACAGCAGAAGAGAACGAUCGCCUGCGCAAACUUAUGCUCGAGUGGCAGUUCCAGAAACGACUUCAAGAGUCAAAGCAAAAGGAUGAGGAUGAUGACGAGGAAGAAGAUGAUGAUGUGGAUACCAUGCUAAUUAUGCAACGGCUGGAGGCUGAAAAAAGAGCAAGGUUACAGGAUGAAGAGCGCAGACGGCAGCAACAGUUAGAAGAGAUGCGUAAACGAGAAGCAGAAGAUAGGGCCAGGCAAGAAGAAGAGCGCCGGCGCCAGGAGGAGGAGCGGACCAAGAGAGAGGCUGAAGAAAAGAGGCGACAGGAGGAGGAGUAUUACAACCGUUUGGAAGCUGAAAGGCGUAGACAGCAUGAUGAGGCAGAACGAAGAUUACUGGAACCUGACGAGCCUGGUCUGUACAGACCUCCGCUUCCACGGGAAUAUGAGCUCCCACCCCCACCCCCUUCAUCUAAUGCUCCUCCUCCCCCACCUCAGCGAAACACCUCUUACCUCAAAACACAGGUCCUCUCCCCUGACACGGUUUAUACUGCCAAGUUUGUUGCAUACAAUGAUGAGGAGGAGGAGGAUUCCACUCUAGCAGGACCAAAUUCUUACACUGGAUCUACAGGAGCAAUUGUUGGAGCCCAUGAAGUUUAUCGGGAUCCAAGAGAGAAAAGAUCUAAAAGUCAAGAUACAGAUUUACCUGGAGCACCAGAGAACUUGACAUUCAGGGAGCGCCAACGACUUUUUUCCCAGGGCCAGGACGUAUCCAAUAAAGUAAAGGCUUCUAGGAAAUUAAUGGAACUGGAAAAUGAGUUGAACACAAAAUAA
Molecule: messenger RNA, 5487 nt
Organism: Emys orbicularis (European pond turtle)
Lineage: Eukaryota; Metazoa; Chordata; Testudines; Emydidae
Gene: AFDN
Product: afadin, adherens junction formation factor
Exons: 34
Coding region: 1-5487 (1828 amino acids)
Biological process (GO): signal transduction; regulation of protein localization
Cellular component (GO): adherens junction
Molecular function (GO): cell adhesion molecule binding
Source: RefSeq, a predicted model, not a curated record